AUGUGUGGAAUCUUUGCUAUAUUCGGAUAUGGAGGUGAUAUCCAAACAAUGCGACCAUUGGCAGUAGCCUGCGCCAAGAGGGUCCGUCAUCGAGGACCAGAUUGGAGCGGUGUUGCCAUAUCUGAGAACAACAUUCUAUGUCAUGAACGUCUGGCUAUCGUUGGUGUUGACAGUGGAGCUCAACCACUUUCUAACGAAGAUGGCACACUAUUGUUGUCAGUCAACGGAGAAAUAUACAACCACGUCACAUUACGAAAACUGUUGAAGAAGCCUCAUACAUUCAAAACACACUCUGACUGUGAAAUCAUUCUACAUCUGUACGAAGAGAUGGGAGCUGACUUGGUGCCACAUCUCGACGGCAUGUUCUCCUUCAUCUUAUACGACACUGUGAAAAAGACAUAUUUAUGUGCUCGUGAUCACGUCGGUAUUACAACAUUAUAUCAAGGAUGGCGCCAUUCAGAUAAAUCGGUGUGGUUUGCCUCUGAGAUGAAGUCAUUGAGUGAAGACUGUGAUCGAAUCAUUGCCUUCCCUCCUGGCCAUUACUACACUUCAUCAGAUGCUGCCUUGCAUCAAUGGUAUCACCCUAAAUGGUAUGAUGAUGUGAAAAACAAUCUACCACCGCUAGCAGAAGAGCAAACAGUACAAACUGAAGAAGAAGAUGCUGCCAUGUAUGUCGCCCUACGAGAAAAGCUAGAAAAGGCUGUAAAGAAACGAUUGAUGACGGAGGUGCCUUAUGGUGUCUUGUUAUCUGGUGGUCUGGAUUCUAGUUUGAUUGCCGCUAUUGCUUCCCGUAUUAAACGUAGUCAGGCUGAAGAAGAUUUACGAGCUGAAAGGGGUGCUAGUGCUGGAAACGUUAACGAUGAUGAUGAUACUCGAUCCGCUAUCUCUCAAUCGUCCGCAUGGCCACGAUUACACACCUUCUCCAUUGGACUUCCCAACGCACCCGACCUUGUAGCUGCUCAACGUGUUGCCACAUUUUUAAAGAGUGCCCAUCACGAAUUCACCUUUACUGUAGCUGAAGGUAUCGAUGCCAUAGAAGACGUAAUCUACCAUCUAGAAACAUAUGAUGUCACCACCGUCCGUGCUAGUACACCCAUGUAUUUGAUGUCUCGAAAAAUUAAGGCUAUUGGUGUUAAGAUGGUCUUGUCUGGUGAAGGUUCAGAUGAAAUCUUUGCUGGAUACCUCUACUUCCAUCAAUCCCCAUCAGCACAAGCUCUCCACCACGAAUGUAUCUCCCGUAUUCAAAACUUGCAUACUUCAGAUUGUUUACGAGCCAACAAGGCAACGAUGGCUUGGGGAUUGGAAGCUCGUGUGCCCUUCUUGGAUCGAGCCUUCUUGGAUACAUCCAUGUUACAAGUACCCGCAAACCAUAAACUAUCUAAACGUGCACCAUACAACCACUAUAUGGAAAAGUAUGUAAUUCGUAGGGCAUUUGACAUAAAGGAGGAUCCAUACCUGCCUCAUGAUAUCUUGUGGCGACAAAAGGAACAAUUCUCUGAUGGUGUUGGAUACACUUGGAUUGACUCUCUAAAAGACCAUGCUGAAAAGAUGGUCACUGAUGAGCAACUAGCUGCUGUUGCUGAACGCUUCCCUCAUGAUCCACCAACUACCAAGGAAGGAUAUUGGUAUCGAGAGGUAUUUGAAAAACACUUCCCAUCCAAAGCUUGUUUGGAAUCAGUAGUGCGCUGGAUUCCACGUAAAGAUUGGGGUUGUGCUGAAGAUCCAUCUGGUCGUGCUCAGAAAGUGCAUGAGUUCGCAUACGAUAAGAAUGCCGCAGAAAACGGUAUUGCUGCUACUGGAAAUGGAGCUGCUCCUGCUGGAAACGGUGUUGCCAAACGCCCAACUUCAGAUCCAGCUGAAUCGCCCAAGUCUAAAAAGGCGAAGGCUUCAACGAUGGAUGGAGCAACUUCAAGUCACGGUGAGGCACCAGAAUAUCCAGUUCGUAACCUUGGAAGAGGUUGGCUUCUUCGAGGACAGCAGAAACGAACAUCACUAUCAUCUUGUGAGAUAUUGACUCCAGUUUCAAGUCGUUCGACUUCUGAACAGGAAUUUGAUGCUUACGUUCGCUCGUCACAACAAAAGAUUAGAGCUUUGGAAAUUGAACAUGCUGAAUUGUCAAAAUCGUCAUCACACAAGUUGGUUGCGUUAGAAGCUUGGAUGGAACAGUUGGAGAAGGGUGGUGGAUUGAAGAGAACUGCUCGUGAUGAAGAAGAAGAUCAUCCCAAAAUUGAACGACCAGUGAAACGGAGAAGAAACGUUGAUGCCACUCGAUAUACAAAUGUUAUUCGUGGGAUGAUUUGUGAGAGGGUUUUUAAUCCGAAGGACAAUUCAAAUAUCUUUGAUGAUGCUUCGAUGCAAGUGUUUGGAACCGCAGACUAUUACAAAACAGCAUUUACUGGUCAAUACAAAGAACCAUUAAUAACGCAUCAGCUCGUGUCUCAACCUGUCGAAAAAGAAGGAAACACGUCAAAGGAGGCAAAGGUCCCGGCUGUCAAGGAAGUCUCUCGGCUCGCUGCUCUUGCUAGACCUGAAUACGCAAUGCUGGCCGGUGCCAUUGUCUUGCUCAUUAUCAGCUCAGCUGUGACGAUGAGCGUUCCCUUCUCGAUGGGAAGGAUACUAGAUAUAGUUAUGGCAUCUCUAGGGGCAAAAACAGGCACUACUGAAUCUGCUUCCGCAAUGUCUUCUCUUGGAGCUGGCCUGCCGUUGUCUGCCAUCUUUGCCAUACUUAUUGGAGUUUUCUCGCUUGGAGCUUUAGCUAAUACUGGACGUGUUAUACUGAUACGGAUUGCUGGAGAGCGUAUUGUCACUCGGUUGAGAAAUUCUCUGUUUGCGAAUUUCAUGAGACAAGAUGUCAAAUUCUUUGAUAUGAACCGGACGGGAGAUCUUGUCUCCCGCCUUUCGUCAGAUACUCAAAUUGUCGGAAAGACAAUAACCAAUAAUGUGUCGGACGGCCUUCGAUCUUUGGCCAUGUCAGGGGUCGGCGUAUCAAUGAUGCUGUAUAUGAAUCAGCAGUUGACUUUAAUUAUGCUCUCUAUCGUGCCACCAUUAGCGAUUGGAGCUGUAAUAUACGGGAGAAUGGUCAGAGACUUGUCAACCAGAACCCAGGAUGCUGUUUCGGAAACCACCAAAGUCGCUGAAGAGAAACUCGGCAAUCUAAGAACGGUUCGAGCCUUUGCUCAAGAAAGCAAAGAAAUUACUAGGUACGCCCAACGGGCUCAAUCGAUUCUGGAUCUGGCCAAGAAAGAGGCGUAUGCGUCUGGUGUGUUUUUUGGAGGAGCUGGCCUCUCUGGAAACAUCGUUAUUCUCGCCCUUUUGUACUAUGGAGGCGCGAUGGUGACAGCUGGGUCGAUUACCAUUGGAGAGCUGACGUCCUUCUUUUUAUACACUGCCUAUGUUGGAUCAAGUUUAGUGGGCAUGAGCAGUUUUUACAGCGAACUCAUGAAAGGUCUUGGAGCAUCUAGUAGACUAUUUGCAUUUUUGGAUUCCAAGGCUGUAAUUGAAAGCAAACAGGGAGCGACAUUACCGUCUGCACAAGGACGUAUAGAGUUUAAAGAGGUUCACUUUAAGUAUCCUACCAGAACAGAUGUCAAUAUUUUUAAUGGUUUAACAUUCACAGUCCCAUCUGGUGGUCAUGUUGCAAUUGUGGGUAGAAGUGGAUCAGGGAAAAGUAGUGUGGCCCAGCUGUUACUGAGGUUUUAUGAUCCUGAUCAAGGUUCUGUUUACCUUGAUGGUGUUGAUAUGAAGACCUUGAAUCCCACAUGGUUGCGAGAGAAUGUAGUUGGUUUAGUUUCGCAAGAGCCUGUCUUGUUUGCCGCUACAAUAGGCGAAAAUAUUGCAUAUGGAAGUCCUAAUGCUACUGAAGCAGAAAUUCGGGACGCAGCGGCUCAAGCUAAUGCGUUGGAUUUCAUCGAAGACAUUGGAGGUUUCGAUGUGUUUGUUGGUGAAAAGGGAGCUGCUAUCAGUGGAGGACAGAAACAAAGAAUAGCUAUAGCUCGCGCGCUUUUGAAGAAUCCAAAAUUGCUCAUCUUGGAUGAAGCCACGAGUGCUCUUGAUGGUAGAAUCACUGCCUCUGAGCAUCUAGUACAAGAUGCGCUGGAUAAAUUGGUGCAUGGCAGAACUGUUGUGACUAUCGCUCAUCGCCUCUCAACAAUCUCAAAAUCAGACUGGGUCAUUAUGAUUGAGGAUGGAAUUGUAGCUGAACAAGGCACUUUUGUCGAUUUAAUCAACAACACCAAGAACGGACGUUUCAGGGCUUUGGUAGAGCAGCAACUGGGUGGACUAGACACGUCUCUAGGAGAUGAAGAAACCGGAACCGAGAGAAGGACAGAGUAG
Molecule: messenger RNA, 4332 nt
Organism: Synchytrium microbalum
Lineage: Eukaryota; Fungi; Chytridiomycota; Chytridiomycetes; Synchytriales; Synchytriaceae
Product: asparagine synthase (glutamine-hydrolysing)
Exons: 22
Coding region: 1-4332 (1443 amino acids)
Biological process (GO): transmembrane transport
Cellular component (GO): cytosol; membrane
Molecular function (GO): ABC-type transporter activity; asparagine synthase (glutamine-hydrolyzing) activity; ATP hydrolysis activity
Source: RefSeq, a predicted model, not a curated record